This is a messenger RNA of Coccomyxa subellipsoidea C-169, 2289 nucleotides long. RefSeq names its product MCM-domain-containing protein. Gene Ontology annotation, cellular component: nucleus; MCM complex. The record is from RefSeq and is a predicted model, not a curated record. Gene Ontology annotation, molecular function: ATP binding; single-stranded DNA binding; DNA replication origin binding. Bases 70 to 2289 code for a protein of 739 amino acids. Gene Ontology annotation, biological process: DNA replication; DNA replication initiation; double-strand break repair via break-induced replication. The transcript is spliced from 15 exons. NCBI's taxonomy places the organism in Eukaryota, Viridiplantae, Chlorophyta, Trebouxiophyceae, Coccomyxaceae.
UGUGUUGCAUUAUUUGCAGAUUGCAGCAGGCCUGAAACGUCUGUGCGGUAUUUAUAAGCAAGUGCAAAGAUGGCAGGCUUCGACGAGGAACAGGUCUUCUACAACGACUUUGGACAAGCAUUUGAUGACUACGAGCAGCCUCAAGGCAUCACACGGGGACAGGCACGAUUGUAUUUUGAGGAUUUGCUGCGCAGAAAGACAAAGGACUUCUUUCAGAUCAGCCAAGAAGACAGAAAUCGAGGCCUGGAUGCCACAGUAGGGGAAGGGAUCAGCGGUGACCAGCUCAAGGUGGAUGUUGCUGACAUCCUCAGCUACAACGACGAUCUCGCAAGAUACGUGGAGGAAAAUCCAUCAGAGAGCCUGCCAUUGCUGGAAGAGGCGGCCAGCAACCUGCGGCGGAAGCAGGCCCACAACCAGGAUGGAGAUGAUGCUGAGAUAGACCUUCCAGAUCUCCAAGUGCUCCUUUACAGCAGCAGACAGUUCGGCCCAAGCUCCAUUCGAGAGCUCACAUCUGAGCACGUCUCACGGCUUGUGAGGAUCCCGGGUAUUGUCACAGCUUCUUCCAGACCCAAGCACAAGGCCACUCACGUCACCAUCAUCUGCCAGAAGUGCAAGAACACCAAGGUGAUCGCCUGCAAGCCGGGGCUGGCAGGCGCCCAGAUACCCCGGUACUGCGAUGGAGGCGCUGAGAAUGAAUUCGGCGCAAACAACUGUGGCCAGGAGUCCUUUGUGAUCCUGCCCCACAAGAGCAAGUUCUCUGACCUGCAGACUCUGAAGCUCCAGGAGCGUCCAGAGGAUGUGCCGACAGGAGAGCUGCCGCGCAGUAUCUUGCUGGCAGUGGACAGGUGCAUGGUGGGAACCAUCGCUCCCGGCACCAGAGUCACAGCCGUGGGCAUCUACAGCACCUUCCAGCAAGGUGGCAAGGACAAGAGGGAGACAGGUGGGUCGCAAGCGAUCCAGAUGCCAUAUCUGCGAGUUGUGGGCAUUGAAGAGGAGGUGGAGGGCGCUCACAGCACACCCACCUUCACGGCGCAGGAGGAAGCCGAGUUCAGGGAAUUUGCGGCGCGGCCGAAUGUGCUGGACCUCAUCCCCAAGCGCAUCGCUCCCCAGAUCUUCGGCGCUGACAGGAUCAAGGAGGCAGUCGCCUGCCUGCUCUUCGGCGGCUCGCGCAAGCAAUUGCCGGACGGCACAUGGAGGCGCGGUGACAUCAAUGUUCUGUUGCUUGGAGAUCCUUCCACGGCCAAGUCGCAGUUCCUCAAGUUUGCCUCCAAGACGGCCCCCAUCGCCGUGUACACCUCUGGCAAGGGCUCCUCGGCCGCCGGUCUCACCGCCAGCGUCAUCAGGGACAGCCAUGGCGAGUUUUACCUGGAGGGAGGUGCGAUGGUGCUGGCGGACAACGGCGUGGUGUGCAUAGACGAGUUUGACAAGAUGCGGCCGGAGGACCGCGUGGCCAUCCACGAGGCCAUGGAGCAGCAGACCAUCUCCAUCGCCAAGGCAGGCAUCACCACCAUGCUCAAGUCCCGCACCUCGGUCCUCGCCGCCGCCAACCCCCCCUCCGGCAGGUACGAUGACAUGAAGUCGGCCGGGGAGAACAUCGAGCUGCAGACGACCAUCCUGUCCCGCUUCGAUCUCAUCUUCAUCGUCAAGGACGAGCGCAAUGCCGACAGGGACCGUGAGAUCGCCAAGCACGUGCUGGAGGUGCACCGGGCGGCGACGCAGCGCAACGAGGGGCAGGAGGACGAGGAGAGGGAGGAGGCCUUCUUCAAGCGCUACCUCGAGUUCUGCCGCGCCAAGGUCUCCCCGCGCCUCUCCCAGCCCGCCGCCGACUCCCUCGUGUCCCAGUACGUUGAGCUGCGCGAGCAGGGCCGAGCGGCGGCGCGACAGAACGAGAGCGACGCGCCGGUGGUGCCCAUCACGGUGCGGCAGCUGGAGGCCGUGGUGCGCAUAGCGGAGUCGUUCGCGCGCAUGCAGCUGCAGCCAGUCGCGACGGAGGCCCAUGUGCGCCGCGCUCUGGACCUCUUCACCGUGUCCACCAUGGACGCCGUCAAGUCGGGCGUCAUGGAGGCCGUUGCGUUCACGGAGGAGCAGAGGGCGGAGCUGCACGCGGUGGAGGCGCAGAUAAAGCGGCGCAUCGCGAUCGGCAGCACGGUGAGCGAGCGCAAGCUCAAGGACGAGCUGGUGCGCUGCGGCAUGUCGGAGAUGCUCAUCGGACGCGCGCUGCACUACCUCACCCAGCAGGGCGACCUCGACUUUGUGCGCGGCCGCAAGAUGGUCCAUCGCACCAGAUGA